AGUUUCCCCACGUCCUAGGCCCAUCUCAUCAGCACCUCACGUUCGCGAGGAUUUACGACGCCAAAUUGAGCGCAAUCGUCUUUCAAGACACAGUGCGGAGGAAAUUGAGACCCUCCGCAAACGUUUGGCCGAACUUGAAAUGCGACAGAAGUCACAAGAAGAUUCGCCCCGACAUGUCGCGACGUCGGGAAACGUUGUUGUUGAGGCAGAUUCUCCGUUAGCCCCUGAGCUUACCGCGGAGCCACUCCCUCAGCUACGUGCAGCUUUCCGGUCACAUUUCAUCGGUGCUCAGAUUUGCCUUAUUCCAAAAGAAUCUAUUACUAACAUUGUGCAAAAAGACGACGAGACCGUCAAAGAUUAUGUGGCCCGAUUUAAUGACCGGAUUCAGAAUAUGGAGCCAUGUCAUCCUGAAACUCUAUUAGUAACCGCCAUUGCUGGAUUGAGGCCCAAUUCGAUGUUUCGUUGGACCUUAUGUCAAAAUAAGCCUGCAACGUUUCAGGAGUUCCUCGUACAAGCUCAACAGUUCAUCAUUGCCGAAGAAUCCAUGUCGGUCCCCAGUUUCGACUUUUCGGUAAAAGAAAGUAAGGGUGAACCGGAUGCUAAGAAGAAAAGCAAAAAGAACUUUGGGAAGUCCCAAUUCCGGAACUCCUCUAGGGGGUAUGAAAAUACCCCAGAGUCCCGGGCUGCUCGCGAUCAAUAUUCGGACAAUGUCAGGACAGGUUACCAUGCUGUUUAUUCUGCUGGAGCGGCCACCAUAUAUGAAGAGCUGAAAGGGAAGGGGAUUAUUCCAGACCCCAGGCCAGUGAGAACUCCUGAAGAUAAGUUGGAUAAAACUCGCUACUGCGCGUACCACAAAUCUCCAGGGCACAAUACCGAUGAGUGCCUCGGUCUCUUAUCGGCACUCUUAC
This is a messenger RNA of Striga hermonthica, 908 nucleotides long. The record is from the annotation of a GenBank genome assembly. NCBI's taxonomy places the organism in Eukaryota, Viridiplantae, Streptophyta, Magnoliopsida, Lamiales, Orobanchaceae.